Molecule: messenger RNA, 2712 nt
Organism: Phascolarctos cinereus (koala)
Lineage: Eukaryota; Metazoa; Chordata; Mammalia; Diprotodontia; Phascolarctidae
Source: RefSeq, a predicted model, not a curated record
UUCCUUUUGCGGCUCCAUCCCUGGGCGCGGGGACGUUCACUCAGGCUGUGCCUCCACUGCUUGUCUCUGUGCGAGCUCUGCCUCGUGGGACCCCAGGGGCCUGGGGUGUGGGACAGAGCUGGGAGCAGCAAGGAGCCAGAAUGGACCCCGAGUUCCUCACCAGCAGGCCCCCCCAGGCACAGAUUGAUUUGUUUCAGGAAUCAGUGACCUUCAAGGAUGUGGCUGUGGACUUCACCUGGGAGGAGUGGGGCUACCUGGACACUUCCCAGAAGGAGCUUUACUGGGAGGUGAUGCUGGAGAACUACAGGAACCUGGUCAGCCUGGGCCUUGCAGAUUCCAAUGUGGACAUGAUCUCUCAGCUGGAGUCAGGGGAAGCACAGGGGAUUCCAGUGGAUAGUGUCCUAACAAGCUGCUGGCCAGAUGGGGACAGGAGACCUCAGACCAAGGAGACAGCUCCAAAGUUGAGUAUUUCUAUGGAAGCCUUAUCCCAGCAAAAGCCCUUGUGGGAUGACCCAUGCAUCUCCAAGAUGAGAAAAGCCUGGGAGUAUUGUGGCAGGUUAAAGAAAGAGCAGAGCAACGAGGCAAAACUUUCUAGGCAAGGAAAAAUAAUCCAAUCAGAAACUGCUGAUGUAGUCAGAGGCUCUGAAAACAGUAAAUAUCACCAAACCGUGAGCCCAGAGCCAUAUCACGGAGUAUCUGUAGUAAUGGAUCUCCAUAAGAGAAGGAGCUUGGAGUCAGACCAAAGACAAAGUAAUCAAAUCCAUUCACAGAAGAAAUAUUCUGAGAUUAACAAAUGUCAGAAAACUUUUGGUUAUGAUUUGGACCAAAUUCAGAAACAUGGAAUUCAUGCUGAAGAGCAACUCUGUGAAAGUGGGAAUUCUUUCCUUUUAAAAAAUGAACUCACUUUACCCCAGCGAACUCAUCCAGGAAAAAAGUGUUCUGGGUUGACUAAAUGUGGGAAGACAUCCUGUCAGAAGGCAGAUGGUUCUCAACAGGCCCCUAUCAAGAGUCCAAACAAAUCUUAUAAAUGUGGUGAAUGUGGAAAGGUCUUUUGGCGGAAGCGAUUUCUUACAGAGCACUACAGAAUCCAUAGUGGAGAAAGACCUUUCAAAUGCAGUGACUGUGGAAAGGCCUUUUACCGGAAGACAAGUCUUAUGCAACAUUGUAAGAUUCAUUCUGGAGAAAAACCUUUUAAGUGCAACAAUUGUGGGAUUUCUUUUUCUCGGCGCACAACACUGACUCGGCAUCAGAGAACUCACACUAGAGAGAGACCUUAUGAAUGUAAUGAAUGUGGGAAGUCAUUCCAUUCAAGCUCUAGUCUUUUUCAGCACCUUAGAACUCAUCCUGGAAUAAAAGUUCAUCAGUGCAGUGUAUGUGGGAAGGCAUUUUCUCAGAAGUGUGAUCUUACUAGCCACAAUCUCAUUCAUACUGGAGAGAAACCAUUUGAAUGCAGUAUAUGUGGGAAGGCAUUCCGAUCAAGCUCUAACCUUACUCAUCACCAGAGUACUCAUACAGUAAUGAAACCUCAUCAGUGCAGUGUAUGUGGGAAGGCAUUCUCUAAGAAGUGUCGUCUCACCAGCCACAAUCUUAUUCAUACUGGAGAGAAACCAUAUGAAUGCAGUGUUUGUGGGAAGGCCUUCCGAUCAAGCUCUAACCUUACUCAUCACCAGAGAACUCAUACAGGAAUAAAACCUCAUCAAUGCAGUGUUUGUGGGAAGGCAUUCUCUACUAAGUUCGGUCUUACCAAACACGGUCUUAUUCAUACUGGAGAGAAACCAUAUGAAUGCAGUGUAUGUGGGAAGGCAUUCUCUAAGAAGUUUGGUCUCACCAAACACAGUCUUAUACAUACUGGAGAGAAACCAUUUGAAUGCAGUGAUUGUGGAAAGACAUUCCGAUCAAGCUCUAACCUUACUCAUCACCAGAGAACUCAUACAGGAAUAAAACCUCAUCAAUGCAGUGUAUGUGGGAAGGCAUUCUCUCGGAAGUCUGGUCUUACAAAACACUGUAGAAUUCAUACCGGAGAGAAACCUUUUAAAUGUAAUGAAUGUGGGAAAGUCUUUUUCUGGAGCACAUCACUGACUGAACAUCAGAGAAGUCAUACUGGAGAGAAGCCCUAUGAAUGCAGCAAAUGUGGGAAGACAUUCCAGUCAAGCUCUAGCCUUUCCAAGCACCAUAGAAAUCAUGCAGGAAUAAAACCUCAUGAACACAGUGUUUGUGGGAAGGCAUUCUCUCAGAAGUUCAUUCUCACUCAUCACAAUAUCAUUCAUAGUGGAGAGAAACCUUAUAAAUGCAGUGUAUGUGGAAAGGCAUUCUCUCAGAAGUCUGGUCUUACAAAACAUAGUAGUAUUCAUACUGGAGAGAAAUGUUUUAAAUGCAAUGAUUGUGGGAAAGUCUUCUUCCGGAGCACAGCACUGACUCAACAUCAGAGAAAUGACACUGGAGAGAAAACUUGUGAAGACAGUGAAUGUACAAAGGACUUCCCCCAGAAUGCAGGGCUUCUAUCACAUAAGAGAAUACAUGCCCGAGACAAAUCUUAGCAAUAUUAUAAAUUUGGGAAGGUAUUCACCCAGAUCACAGCAUUUACUCAACUUUAUAGAAUUCAUGAUGGAGAGAAAGCUCAUUUAUGUCAUCAUUGAAGCAAAACACUGGUGGGAUAAUCCAGAUUAUAUUGUAAUUGGGAAGUAUUUAAGAAAAUAAAUCCAUAAUAAAACA